UUUACUUUUCUCGAGAAUCAUAGAAUCCCGUCCGUCAAGGCCACGUCCUUGGAUCGGUGCGUGAUGACAAUUCCCAGGAUAUUUAUCUUUUGCUCCAUUAUUUUAGCAGACCCAUUUUCCCAUUUCGGACGAGCUUCGAGCAUUGGGUUGCCAAGAGCUGCUGCUAUGGCCGCUCUUCUUCGCUUUCGGGAGUAGAAGCGUCUCUCUUGUUCACAGCUGCACUUCCUUCUCGCAUUGAAGAAUUGCGUUAAUCGCGUCUGACCCACGACGCCGAGACGUAAUAUAAACCGGUUGUCUUCCACAGUCGCCGUGUCGGCGCGUCCCAUCUCGAGUUUGUCUGUAUCGGAGCACGACGAGUAAAGAGAUUGGGCUUCUCUGGCUUUCUGACAUAAGCCAUUAACCAGCCACGCACACCCACUUUCUUGUUUGUCCGUCUUCUUCUUCAGAAUCAGAGAUGUCUGCCGAGUUGACUCAGUCGCCUCGGGCGACGAUCCAGCUAUGGAGGUCGCUGUGGGACUUGCUCUCUUUCUUCUUUCAGUUCUUCUUGCGCAUCGCCACGGCUCUCGGGACUCGCCACUUUAUCCUCUCUCGCUUUCCCUCCUUUAAGCCCCUGCCCCUCGCCGAGCUGCCCGUCCAGGAUCCACCCGCCGACGAGGGCGCCGAUUCUCCCGAGCUCUUGGAAAGGCUCACGGUAGUGCUUGAUUUAGAUGAAACUCUAAUAUCUGCAUUCGAGACGCCGACUCUGCCUGCUGCUAUUCGUGACCAAGCAGCGGAAGCCGGAUUGAAGUGGUUUGACCUAGAAUGCAUUUCUUCAGAGAAGGACUCUGAAGGAAAGCCUAAGGUCAAUCUUGUGACGGUGUUUGAGCGCCCGGGCCUGCGAGAAUUCUUGAAACAGCUCCAUGAGUUUGCGGAUCUCGUGCUGUUUACUGCUGGACUUGAAGGAUAUGCAAGACCGCUCGUUGACACAAUAGAUGUUGAGAAUAGAUUUAGUCUGCGACUUUAUCGACCUUCAACAAUUAGCACGGAGCAUCGGGAGCACGUGAAGGAUCUUUCUUGCCUCUCAAAGGAUCUCAGCCGAAUAGUCAUAGUCGACAACAACCCGUUCAGUUUCUUGCUGCAGCCAGUUAACGGGAUUCCCUGCAUUCCUUUUUCUGCUGGACAGCCGUGCGAUGAUCAGCUUCUGGAGGUCCUGCUCCCACUCCUGAAGCACCUUUCUACGCAGAGAGAUGUGAGGCCUGUGCUCUAUGAACGGUUUCGCAUGCCCGAAUGGUUUCAGAAGUGCGGGAUCCCUGCUUUUGGCAAGCUGUCGUAGCAUCUAGACCCAAAGUCUCCGUUCUUUUUGUAUGAUUAUAAAGAAGUGGCAUCUUGCACGAUGUCGAAGUCGGUCCAGUUGUCUCGCUGGUAUGGAAUCAGGUGGUCCAAAGGUGUCAAUAUCUUUUCCGUAUUUGCAGAGCAUCUAGCAUAGUUCCGACUUCUGCAUCUUUGGUGAUAGAUAAAUGUCCCUGUAUGCAAUGUUGAUAGAAGCUAAAGUACUAUUCCUUGUAACAUUAUUCAUGUGCUUGCAGUCCUGUAGCAUGUGCAAAUUGCAUCUUCAGAGUGCUGAACAAUCCAUUGUCCGAAUAAAAAAAAUUCACCAGUUGCUGGAAUGUUUUACACA
Molecule: messenger RNA, 1657 nt
Organism: Rhodamnia argentea
Lineage: Eukaryota; Viridiplantae; Streptophyta; Magnoliopsida; Myrtales; Myrtaceae
Product: carboxy-terminal domain RNA polymerase II polypeptide A small phosphatase 1
Exons: 6
Coding region: 455-1312 (285 amino acids)
Molecular function (GO): phosphoprotein phosphatase activity
Source: RefSeq, a predicted model, not a curated record